AUGAGUGGCGGCCCGGUGCAGGAGAGUCAGUAUGUGGGACAGCAGAAUAGUAAGUUUACAAAGGAACAGGAGAAAGGGACAUUUUAUACGAUGAAAGGUGUCCGUAAGACGGCGGGACACGUUUUAUCGUAUAAAAUGGAGUUGUCAAGGAUAUUAAAAAAAGUGUGAUCAAUUGAGGGACAGAGGUCACUUUUAUGAUAUAAGUGACGUUUUUUACGAUGAAAGGUGUCCGUAAGAUGGCGGGACACGUUUCAUCGUAUAAAAUGGCGGUUGACAAGGAUUUUUUGAAAAGUGUGAUCAAUCGAGGAACAGAGGUCACUUUUAUGACAUAAGUGACGUUUUAUACGACGAAAGGUGUCCGGAAAAGCACUGGACACUUUUCAUCGUAUAAAAUGGUAUUUGACCAAAGUUGUGUAGUGAAAUAGUCGAAACUUGUGAUUCUGCAUAUUGAGUUGUUUUACAACGCAAAAAUUUUUUAGGAUCCGUUUACAUGGAGCGCAAAGAAUCCCCCGCGGGUCCGUUUACUCCGCCUCCGACCGCUCAGCGCUCCGUUUAUUUCGCCGGCCAGAAUCCGAGUCAGAGCAUGUACGCGCAGGAACGGCAGUCUUUCUUCAAUUGUAAGCGAAGCCCGCAAAUUCCCUGAUGCCAUUAUCACCGUUCAUUUUUCAGCCCGCCGGCCGCGUUCGCAGCCCGUAGACGCCGCCAGCAAAGAGCCAACCGCUGCUCCGCCAACUGCUCCGCUCCAAAACAAUACUCCGUCGGUGUCGCCGGACAUCAAGGUGGACUCGUCGGGGAGUCAAGCCAACCCACCGCGUGGCGGAUGGUUCGGCUACAGGCAUCUAUUUUCGGAGUAUUGCUACAAUAAACCGGAGCCGGUGAACUUGGGCCGAACCCCGGUGGUGAAGCAGGAUCGCAUUACCGAAUCGCAGGGAGACGAUUCUGGCGAGACGUCGGGCGAAGAAACGGGUCCGGGGUCCGCUGAAAAGGCUUUGAUACCGGUAGGUGAAUUUGAGAUGCCUUUGCUAGGAAAUGGACAUUUUAUACGACGAAACUUGUUUACGAAUUAACAGACAGGUUUCAUCGUAUAAAAUGUCUUUUUUGGGCCUAUGCGGUAUCAAAAUAGUGAAAAUCUUGAUAUGAAAAAGAGCGUUUUUGUGUACUUUGAAAGGGACAUUUUAUACGAUGAAACUUGUCUGAGAAGUAACGGGCAGGUUUCAUCAUAUAAAAUGUCUCUUUACACUAAAGCUUUAUGAGCACAGGGAACAGAUCUUAAUGCAAAUAUAAGCGCUCUUUGUACUUGAAAAGGGACAUUUUAUACGAUGAAAAAUGCCCAGAAAUAUGUAGGAAGUUUUCAUCGUAUAAGAUGUCCCUUGUCAUUUGUUGUGGUAAUAUAGUAUCGAAACAUUUGUUUUCAGGUGAGAUCUCACGAUUUUCGCCGAAGUUCGAGCGAAAGUUUGUCGAAUUGGACCGAUCGCGACAGCACCAACAAGACCUUGAUCUUGCCGGACGGAUCUGUGGGCCCGGCUGGGCCGCCACUCUCGGCCCAGGGUGGCUUCGCUUCAAACCAGACCGAGUUGAACUCGCUGAAAAUCGACCAUGAGCAGGGAAGACAGGUAAUGGAACAAUGAAUACUCGUAUGCCAGAAAGAGGACAUUUUAUACGACGAAACUUGUCUGAGAAGCAUCGGACAGCUUUCAUCGUAUAAAAUGUCGCUUUUUUGACCCUGGCUUUAACAGAUCUUGAUGUUGAUAAGAGCACUGAAUUUUGUUUAAAAAGAGUGCUCAGCAAGAUAGAUGCAGUUUUGAUCGUAUAAAAUGUCCCCCUUAUCAACGAAAUUUCAGUACGACUUCAUCAAACCGUCCAGUGAGUACUUUGCGGGUCGUGAGAACGCCCGUCCCGUCCAUCCGCCACGCGAUUCGCGCAUCUUUCCCCCCGAGACACAUACUCUGACCAGCGAGCCGAAGGCCACUUCCAUGUGGAGCAAACUGUUCAGCCUGUGGAGUCAUUCGUCGUACGGCUCAAACAAGUGA
Bursaphelenchus xylophilus (pine wood nematode) is the source of this 2030-nucleotide messenger RNA. The record is from the annotation of a GenBank genome assembly. NCBI's taxonomy places the organism in Eukaryota, Metazoa, Nematoda, Chromadorea, Rhabditida, Aphelenchoididae.